UGUUAUUCAUUAUAAUGGUAAAGAAGGCCAGUGAUGAUGCAAAACUCUAAGGUUGUUAAAUUCGUGAAGAAGGGUUCUAUAUCAAAGCUGAGAAAAUAUUUAAAAAAAAACGAUGUGAAUUUAAACAGAAUUCGUGAUAAUGAAGGCAGAAGCAUGCUGCAUUUAUCAUGCUAUUUAGGAGACUAUAAAAUGUCACGUUAUUUACUUCGUAAUGGAGUCGAUCCUUGCCUUACUGAUGAUGAUGGCAACACUGCUUUACAUAUAGCGUUGAAGUAUGCACUAGAAUCCUAUAAAAACACACUGCUUUUCGACCUAAUUUAUUACUUAAAAAGAAAAUCUCGACGUGUUAUGAACUUGGCUAACAUCUUUGGUGAAACACCCAAUGAUUUGUACACGAAAUGGAAUUCUAUCAUGACAAGUACUUUCGUAGAAGAAGACGAAGUUAAACAAAAGUUGAAUGAAGAGGAGGAAGAAUGGCAGAAAAAAUUAGCUUUUGAGGAAUCUUGUGAAGAUUACUAUUUCAAACAGGAUGAGAUUCCUCAAGAAGAUGUAAGUGAGACUUACAAUGAUUGGGCUGAACGAAUUAGAAAAGAGUACUUCUCAAAACAUAAAAGGACUGCAGGUUUGAAUAUUUCACAUCAACACAAGGAAAGAGAGGUUGACCCUAAAUGGAAGGAAGAAUUGACAAAACAACUUGCUGAAGGUCAUGAAAACUAUAUUAAAAGAACAAGGUUAAAGAAAAUGGAACGAGAAAGAGUAAGAUAUGAAGACAUGUGUCAUAAUGUGUUUGAAAAUGGAGGAAUGAAGCCUCUUUCAUUUGACACUAUCCCUUGGCCAUGUAUAGGUAGUGCUGCAGACAUUGUAGAUAAGUUGUGUGAAUGGGCUGAAGAUGAGAAAAUUACAUACCUGAAAAGACAAAGAAUAAGGUGGCAUCCUGACAAGUUUGCCCAAAGAUGCCGUCAUCGUAUCAAAGAGAAUGAUUUGAACACCAUAAUGGAUUUAGUCAAAGAGAUUUCUCAAGGCAUUAAUAUGAUGUUAAGUUCAUUAUAAAACCUACAUUAAAUUUUCAUGUUUAACAAA
Molecule: messenger RNA, 1080 nt
Organism: Xenia sp. Carnegie-2017
Lineage: Eukaryota; Metazoa; Cnidaria; Anthozoa; Malacalcyonacea; Xeniidae
Product: NF-kappa-B inhibitor-like protein 1
Exons: 1
Coding region: 34-1050 (338 amino acids)
Biological process (GO): canonical NF-kappaB signal transduction
Molecular function (GO): protein binding
Source: RefSeq, a predicted model, not a curated record